CGCGCCAUCUUUAGAAACACUGAGCUCUACAGUGAAUGAAACUUCAUUUUCGUCGUUUGUUAAGAGCCGUUCUCUGUAUGGAGUGAUACCCUCGGCUUUCCAGGUGAUGUGGUUUCACAUUAUCAACGUCUUAGCGACACAUGUAUGUAGUUAAUGCCCCGAAACGGUUGGUGUUGUGUAGGAGGACCCCCCUUGCAUGUAAUGUGCCUGAGGCUAGGUGAGCUAAUGCUAACGCCAGGCCUAACGUUGGAUAGAUACUGCUGUGAAAUCGUAACAGUACAAUACAGACUGCAAGUGUGUAAAUGCGGACAUUUGUAAGACUUUAAAUGUGUCGCUACUUAGCUAACAUUAGCUUACGAUUAAAAAACAGGCAUCUUCUCGCCUAAUUUUGUUUAUAAUCCAGUCGUGUCGUUUCUCUUGUUUAUCCUAUAUAUCGAAAGAGAAGCGAUUUACGGUCAGCACUUUCAUCACUUCUUUUUGGUUCAUAUGGUUUUCGGUAGCAUUUAAAGAAGUCGUUCAGCUGGUCAGACCCGGUAGGUGUGCAAGACUUGCAGCCUAUUCCGCUUGUUACAUCCCACUCUCACUUAUCUCUGUUUGCUCCGUUUCUCUCACCUGCAUGUGUUUGAUCUGUAGAGGUGAUCAUGGGGAUCAAGGUUCAGCGUCCUCGGUGCUUCCUUGACAUCGGAAUCAGUAAUGUGCUCGUCGGCAGAGUUGUGGUGGAGUUGUUUUCAGACAUCUGUCCCAAAACAUGUGAAAACUUCAGAUGCCUCUGCACAGGUGAGAAAGGCAUUGGUAAAGGAACUCAGAAACCCUUGCACUACAAAGGAUGCCUGUUCCAUCGAAUAGUAAAAGACUUCAUGAUUCAAGGAGGAGACUUCAGUGAAGGCAAUGGAAGAGGAGGCGAAUCCAUCUAUGGAGGCUUUUUUGAAGAUGAAAGCUUUGCUGUUAAACACAACAAGGAGUACCUGCUGUCUAUGGCCAAUAGGGGCAAAGAUACUAAUGGAUCCCAGUUUUUCAUAACAACAAAGCCCUCACCGCAUCUGGACGGUGUCCAUGUGGUUUUUGGUCAUGUGAUCUCUGGCCAAGAGGUUGUUCAAACCAUGGAGAACCAGAAAACGGAUCCUAACAGCAGACCAUAUGCUGACGUGAAAGUUUUGAAUUGUGGAGAGCUAGUCCCUAAAUCUAAAGCAAAGAGGGAUGAAAAAAAGAGAGAGCGGGCCUCCUCCAGUUCCAGCAGUAGCUCCAGCAACUCUGAAAGCUCCUCAGAUUCCUCCUCUGACUCUGAAGAAUCAGAGAAAGAAUCCAAGAAGCGGAAAAAGAAGGCAAAAAAGCAAAAAAAGAAACAGCAGAAGAAGGACAAGAAGAGGUCAGAACCAGAAAGUGCUGAAGAGAAAGAACAAGAGGAGCUGGUUACAUCUACGGUACGCCCUGAAGAAAUACCGCCCAUCCCAGAAAACCGAUUCCUCAUGAGGAGAAGUCCCCAGUCAAUCCAGAAAUCGAAGGAGGAGGCUGAAAAGGAUCAGAGAAAUAAAGAGGAAAGGCCAAGAGAGAGUUCUGGCACAACAUAUAAUUCUCAGUCAGCAUAUCACAGAAGGCUGGUGAUGACACGAUCCGGUAGGAAAAUAAAAGGCAGAGGUCCGAGGAGAUACCGAACUCCGUCACGCUCACGUUCAAGGUCCAGAGAUCGUUUUCGCCGUAGUGAAACUCCUCCACAUUGGCGUCAGGAGCUGCAGCGACAGAGGAUGAGGGCAGUCACUGGAGAGCGCUGGAUUAAGGGUGACAGAGGUGACAUGAAUGAGGGCAAGGAUGAGGCUGCUAAAGCUCAAAUAAGAGAGAAACGGGCCUCCAGCACUAAGCAUGAAAAAACAGCUGAGGGUAAAAAAGACAAGAAAUCUCGGUCACAUAGAUCCAAAAGCAAAGAAGAGGAUGAUGUAGAAAAGGAUGAGAAGCAUGGCAAACACAAGGCAAAGAAACGAGAUCGAUCUCAAAGUCGCAGUAAAAGCAGAGAAAAGAGUAGAAGGUCAAAAAGCAGAGACAAGGGUCACAAGCACAAAAGUGACGACAGGAGAGGUCGCUCCAGGAGCAAAGACCGAAGUGUUAAUAAGAAAGAAAAGGAAUCAGAAUCUGAUCACAAUAAAGAUAGAAAUAAGGGCCAUGAGUCUGACAAAAAGCAUAAGGAGGAUUCAAAAGGAAGAAACGGUGAGAGAACUAGGACAAAGUCAAAAAGCAAAGAAAGAUCAACCACAAAAGAUGGGCGCAGGUCAAGUAGCAGAAACAGGGAUAGAGCUGGAACUGCAGCUUUGAAAGACAAAGAAGAAAAGAGAGAAAAAGACAGAGAGAGGGGCAGGGAACGCAGCAGGAGUCAGGAAAGGCGACGCAACAGUGAGAGGGAGAAUAAAAGGCGGGGAACGUCCAGGGAUAAGGAGCGCCGAACCAGAAGUCCAGACAGAAAUAAGACCAGAGACUUGCACAGAAGCAGGCGCUCCAGAAGUAAGAGUGAUAAGAGAGACCAUAGCAAAGAUCGAUCAUCUCAUAGAAAAGACAAAGACAGAGAAUCUGCCAACCAAAAGAAAAGACGUAGCAGCAGUUCUGAGAGUGAUAGAAAUGUGAAAAGGAAGAGUCAGAAGAGCCCAGAUUCCAAAAGAAGAGCAAAGAGUACCUCCAGAUCCAAAGACAGAAGAAGUCCAGCCAGACUGAGACCUGAUAGUACAAAAGGCAAAGAGAGGAACGACAGCAAGAGGAAUAAAUCCAGCUCAGGCUCCAGCUCUGACAGUGACUGAGCCUGAGUGAUGGUAUCCAAAAGGAACAGUUAAAGAUUUCCGAAGUUUUUUUUCCAUGUUGUUUUAUACCCACCACACAUGUAGUGUGCAGCACCAGCUUUCUGUAUAGAGUAGGAGAUAUUCAUGGUCCUCAUUCAGGGCAAAAAAAAAAACAAAAAAAACAAACACUUCUCAGUUCAGCCAAAGCCAACAUGAG
This is a messenger RNA of Toxotes jaculatrix (banded archerfish), 2976 nucleotides long. RefSeq names its product peptidylprolyl isomerase G (cyclophilin G) (gene ppig). The coding region runs from base 642 to 2780 and encodes 712 amino acids. Gene Ontology annotation, molecular function: peptidyl-prolyl cis-trans isomerase activity. The transcript has 12 exons. Gene Ontology annotation, biological process: protein peptidyl-prolyl isomerization; protein folding. NCBI's taxonomy places the organism in Eukaryota, Metazoa, Chordata, Actinopteri, Toxotidae. The record is from RefSeq and is a predicted model, not a curated record. Gene Ontology annotation, cellular component: nucleus.